AAGGCCGGCGCGUCAUUGGCGGCAACAAUCACAACUUCAUCAUUGUUUUCAGAGAGCAACCAUUGUGCUAGCAGAGAGAAGGAAGGAAGAAGGAAGCAAGGAAGCAACGAAAAUGCCAACCAAGGUAUCUCGUCGUCAACUAAUUCGAGCCUGUAAAGGCAGGGGAUGGAUGGUCCAGGGACCAGCUCUGGUGGCCAUGCAUGAGUUCUUUAACCUCCAGGACAGUGUGGCCCUUGAUACCGUCUUGGAUGCCUUGGCCAAGAGACUGGAUCGCAGCACCACAGUUGUUACUGAAUCGUUGUGGAAUGGGUUGAUGGAAGAGACCGAUGAGACAGAUGAUGCUGUUCCCCUAGACAACGACAGAUCUUCUUCGGAUGUUCUUCAGGUGGUCAACGCGUUUGAUGGACCAAAGUUGGUUUAUGACACUACGCGAAGGGCUUUUCGCAUUGAUGAAAAGCCAAUCUCAUUGCUGGGAUCUGCACAAGACAAGAUCAAAAUGAUGGCGCAGAGAUAUGCAUUUGUCCAUCAAAGAUUGCUGCGCCAUCAAGCCAAAAAAGAAUUUCAACUGACUCCAAUCGAAAGUCUGCUUGGAAGGCAAUCCACUGGUCACGAGGAACCGGUACUGGUGAUGGGAAUCUUGACCCAGGCCAGCGAGGGAAAAUUCAAACUCGAAGACUCGACAGGCGAGGUUGAAGUCUCUUUCCACAAUGCCACCCUAGUCGAAAGCUGCUUUGUCACUGAAAAUUCUAUACUCCUAGUCGAAGGAACAUUUGUCAAUGGCAGCGACAUUCUCGAAGCUCACAGGGUUGGAUCUCCCCCAUUUCUCGAGGAACGAGAAUCGUGCUUGAACCUGUUGAAAAAGCAGGUGCGACACGCUCACUUUCAGCCAUCAACAACAAACAACGAUUUUUCUUUGGUGGUCUUGUCAGAUGUCCAUUUGGACCAACCAAGUGUGUUGGCCAGCUUGGAAAACUUGUUUCAAACUGUUCAGGAAAAGCACGACCAAUCUACAGACGAACCAUUGGUGUUUUGCCUCAUGGGAAACUUUGCAUCGAGCCCUUAUGCCGACAAUCAACAGGGUUGGCAAGACUUGGCCAAACUCAUUGAAAAGUUCAAAUUCCUGGCAAACCAGGCACACUUUGUCGUUGUGCCUGGGCCCAAUGACACUACGAUUUCCAUUCUGCCUCUGACGCCCAUUAGCUAUGAAUCAACGGUUCCCGCCAAAAGUAUGCAAUCCAUUCGCAAUGUGCAUUGGGGAAGCAAUCCUUGUCGACUCCGCCUAGAAGGCAAAGAGAUCGUUUUGUUCAACUAUGAUGUGCUUUCUUCCAUGUUGCAGAAUGCUAUUCAGCUACCUGAAGAAAAUAGCAUUACGACCCCUCGCUCUCGAAUGCUCAAGACAAUCCUGGACCAAGGGCAUCUGUUGCCUGUCGCCAAAUCACCAAUUUACUGGAACUGUGAUCAUGCUCUCCGGAUUUGGCCACCACCCGACAUGAUUGUUCUAGGAGGAUCCUCCGCUGCUCCAGAAAGUCAACUGUAUGCUGGCUGUGAUGCCGUUCAUUUGGGAUCCUUCUCCAGGAAGGGGUCCUGCUCUUACUAUACCCCUAGACCAGAGUUUAACGAUGAUGACGAUCACGAACUCGAAGAUGGCACAUCUCGAUUUGAGUUUCUGGAAGCACUUCCCGCGGAACUAAAGGCGAAAAAAAUGUAGGUGCAUGCCUUGCCUGAAGUCAAUGUCAACCAAUGGGUUAAUUAAGCCUAUUAGUACUCUGGAGAUAAUCUAUAAACUGAAUAAUGACUGACUAGCUAGACUAAAGAAGCUUA
Messenger RNA from Seminavis robusta, 1821 nucleotides. The record is from the annotation of a GenBank genome assembly. Lineage: Eukaryota; Bacillariophyta; Bacillariophyceae; Naviculales; Naviculaceae.